This is a messenger RNA of Arvicanthis niloticus (Nile rat), 171 nucleotides long. The record is from RefSeq and is a predicted model, not a curated record. NCBI's taxonomy places the organism in Eukaryota, Metazoa, Chordata, Mammalia, Rodentia, Muridae.
AUGGGUCACCAGCAGCUUUACUGGAGUCACCCACAGAAGUUCGGCCAGAAUUUUCACUCUUGCCACAUCUGCUCUAACCACCACGGUCAGAUCCAUAAAUACAGGCAGAACAUUUGCCAUCAGUGCUUCUAUCAGUACUUGAAGGACAUAGGAUUCAUUAAAUUGAACUAA